AGAGCAAUUGAUCAGUUGUCGGUGGAUGGGCUUAUACAUAGAGGUCACAACCGGGCGUGAGAAAGAGGGUGACUAUAAAUGGAACUGGCGUUGGCAAUAGAGUUCAUUAAGCAAGGGCUGACCGAGGCACUGACUACAGUAUUCCACCAGACGCUGCCAUGCUGGCUUUAGUGCUAGCUGGACUUGCAGCUAUGACCACACUGGGCGAUGGUGAGGAAGCCUGUCCAGAAAUAAAAGUUAUUGGCAUUGGAGACUCCGACAAGCUGACAAUUCUCAGAGGGUGUCCCGGAUUUCCAGGGUCUGCCGGUCAAAAAGGAGAAGUUGGAGCAUCAGGAGAGAAAGGACAACAAGGAUCUAUGGGGGACCGAGGAAAGGCCGGACCGCCUGGUGAGAAAGGUUCUACCACAGUAAUAAAAGGUGAAAAAGGCGAGAAAGGAGAAAGCGGCCGGACAGAGUCUUAUGCUGCCAGGAACUGCAAGGAGUUACAUAACCAAGGGGCAGUGCUGAGUGACUGGUACACUAUAUACCCAGACGGCAGCCAGCCAAUCAAAGUCCUAUGUGAUAUGGACACGGACGAUGGUGGAUGGAUUGUGUUCCAGAGACGUUGGGAUGGGUCAGUGGAUUUCUUCCGGGACUGGGAUGCCUACAAGAAAGGGUUUGGAAGCCGACUGAAUGAAUUUUGGCUGGGGAACGACAAUCUCCAGAAAAUAACCUCAUUAGGCUCAUGGGAACUGCGCAUUGACCUACAAGACUUUGAAAAUAAAAAGAUGUUUGCCAAGUACACAUUCUUCAAAGUCUUGAAUGAGACGGAGAAAUACCAGCUCAUGAUUGGAGCCUACAAGGAGGGUACUGCAGGGGAUUCCAUGUCAGGAUUGAACAAUAUGAAGUUCUCUACGAAGGACCAGGACAAUGAUGCUUAUGAAAACAGCUGCUCUGUACUUUACAAGGGUGGCUGGUGGUAUGGCAGCUGCCACAGCGCAAACCUGAAUGGGCUCUAUUACUUGGGGGAACAUACCUCCUUUGCUGAUGGUAUCAACUGGUAUGCUGGAAAGGGGUAUCAUUACUCCUUCAAGCAUGUAGAAAUGAAGAUUAGGGCUGUUUAAAGAAAUACAAAUAAAGAUUGUUGAUAAACUGAUGCAGAGGGAGGACUAGAAUUAUCUUCUAUGCUGUUCUUGGUGGCGGGUACAGAGCUUCUUACUGAGCGAAGUUGCUUGCUGGAUGCUACCAUAUUUCAUAACUAUAUUGUUUGCACAGUUAUGCUGCAGCUGUGUAUAUUUAUAAGUACAGGAAUAUGUAAGUUGCAUUGAUGCGUAUUGCGUUUUGUCUUUUUAAAAGUAAUUGUUUUUAUAAUAAAUCUUUUAUUAAA
Molecule: messenger RNA, 1366 nt
Organism: Pseudophryne corroboree (corroboree frog)
Lineage: Eukaryota; Metazoa; Chordata; Amphibia; Anura; Myobatrachidae
Product: ficolin-2-like
Exons: 9
Coding region: 159-1103 (314 amino acids)
Biological process (GO): complement activation, lectin pathway
Molecular function (GO): antigen binding; signaling receptor binding; carbohydrate derivative binding
Source: RefSeq, a predicted model, not a curated record